AUUCUCUAAUCAUGUGUGCCAGUAGUGAUUUCAACGGAGGAUAUGGUGGAGGCCACAAACAUCCAAAGAGAGGAAGAGGGCGCUCCAAAUACGGAAAAGGUGUAGAUAAUGAAGUACGAAUUGUUCUUCUCGGAAAGACCGGAACAGGAAAAAGCGCCACCGGAAACACUAUUUUAAACGGUGAUUUCUUUGAUUCUUCGACUUCUGGCUCUUCUGUAACGUCACUUUGUACUAGCAAACAUACCCAACGGUUUGGCAAGGAUAUUCAAGUUGUUGAUACACCAGGAAUAUUUGAUACCAAUGCCCCAAAUGAUGUUGUUCAGAGAGAAAUUGCAAAAUGUAUCGGAAUCACUGCUCCUGGUCCGCACUGUUUUCUGCUUGUCCUCGGACUUUCCCGCUUUACACAGGAGGAAGAGGAGAGCAUUGGUCACUUUGUUACAUACUUUGGAAAGAAAGUAUUUCGAUAUUUCAUCAUACUCUUUACCAGAAAAGAUGACCUAGAUCACCACGGCUUGACAUUGGACGAUCACAUCAAAAGUGUUCCGCCAAGUCUGAAAUCAAUCAUUCGAAAGUGUGACAAUCGCUGUAUUGCCUUCAACAACCGAGCCACAAGCCCCGAACUGCAUGACCAAGUAGAAGAUCUUCUAGAAAUGAUAGACGAAAUCAUGCGCCAGAAUCAAGGAGAAUUUUACAGCGAUGAGUUGUACACAGAGGCAGAGAAAGUGAUGAAACACCGACAAUAUCAAAUUGAGAAAGAGAGAGAACGGGAGAAAGAGCGAGAGAGAAAGAAUAUUGAAAGAGAAUUAGAGCAGAAAUAUAAAAGUCACAUGGGAGCUCAUAUCCAGAACCAAAGCGCUCUAGAGCACCGCGUCGCAGAGCUUGAGUCCAGAAAACACUACCAAUCUAGCCGAACACCUAUACUUCAGCGAGAAAUAAGUGAGCUAAAGGAGCAGAUUGAUUACGAGAGACGCCAGUAUGGGAAACCAAGUUCCAACCUUUUGACCAAACUCAAACAACUUGAAGACGAGAGGGUAAGCAUGGGGUCUAUGACAGAUAAUGCAAUGGAGGAGGAGAUAAAUGACCUCCGUAAAGAACUAAAACAUAUGAAAAAACACUCCAAGGAAAUGGAGGAGGAAAGGGACCGAUCUAUCCAAGAAAAGCUACAGGAGCAUGAGCAGAAGUUCAGUCAGUUGGAAAAUCCUCGUCAGGAGGUUAGAAAGGAAGUAGAAAGUGGUUCUGGACUCGUGAAUGAGGUUUUGAUGGGCGCUAUAGUGUCUGUUGGAAAGGUUGCAUGGAAAGGAGUAAAAUGGCUAUUCAAUUUCUAA
Molecule: messenger RNA, 1325 nt
Organism: Saccostrea echinata
Lineage: Eukaryota; Metazoa; Mollusca; Bivalvia; Ostreida; Ostreidae
Product: GTPase IMAP family member 7-like
Exons: 2
Coding region: 12-1325 (437 amino acids)
Molecular function (GO): GTP binding
Source: RefSeq, a predicted model, not a curated record